AUGGAGAGACCCACCCAUGAGCUGAACGCCGACCCCUCCCUGCUACAGCCAGGCCCGCAGCACACGCUCACCACAGUCCCACAAGAGUUCGGCUGGUGGCGGCUGCUCCUCUGGGCGCUGCUCCAGGCUCAGCCCGCAAGGGGCUCUGUGCUCACGGCUCAGCGGCUGCCCCAGCGGCUGACGUCCCCCGGGUACCCUGGGCCGUACCCCCGAGGCCUGGAGAGCACCACGGACCUCGAGGCGCCGCCGGGCAUGGCCGUGAGACUCACCUUCCAAGACUUCGACGUGGCGCCGUCGCCAGGCUGUGAGGGGGACUCGGUCACAAUCACCGCCAGUGGGACGGAGCCCCUUCGGUUCUGUGGGCGAUCCGGCUGCCCGCUGGGCCACCCCCCAGGACAGCGGGAGUUUGUGUCCUUGGGGCGCACCUUACGGCUGACCUUCCGUGCACCUGCCACCUCUGAGGAGCGGGCCCCCCAUCUCCACAGGGGCUUCCUGGCCCUCUACCAAGCCGUGGGUGAGUGA
This is a messenger RNA of Sorex fumeus (smoky shrew), 522 nucleotides long. RefSeq names its product complement C1r subcomponent-like protein. Bases 1 to 522 code for a protein of 173 amino acids. Gene Ontology annotation, biological process: zymogen activation. Gene Ontology annotation, cellular component: blood microparticle. Gene Ontology annotation, molecular function: serine-type endopeptidase activity. NCBI's taxonomy places the organism in Eukaryota, Metazoa, Chordata, Mammalia, Eulipotyphla, Soricidae. The record is from RefSeq and is a predicted model, not a curated record. The transcript has 3 exons.